AUGGAAAAUAAUUUAACUAACGACAUAGAAAUGUCCAAACUCCCAGCUUCGACAAAAUGUCUCUUGACAACCUUCGAGAAUGCCAAUGCGAGUGUAAUGGCCACGGUAGCAGGUGCGUUUGCAGCAGUGAGAAAAACGGACGAAUCCUUGCGGCCUAGUGACGCAGGAAUGUUGGGUCGAGCUGGACGAGAGGAACCUUGCUGCAGCCCAAUUCCUCUGCACGAUGUGUCCGAUGAUGACAUGUCAGACUUUUCCUCCAACGAAAGCGAUGAAAUGGAAGAGCUAGAUCUGAAGAAUACUGGCUCCAUAAUCAAAAAUGGGGACGACAUUUCAGACCAAGCUGCAAACGACUGCGGGGCCCUAAUGUCGGUACUACCGGAGGUAAGUUUGGCCGGAACUAGGCUUGGCAAUGGAGCCAAUGGCUCGGGUGCGGUUGUAAGAAAAAUGUUCACCAACACACGGGAACGUUGGCGACAGCAGAAUGUUUCUGGAGCGUUUGCAGAGUUGCGCAAGUUGGUUCCAACGCAUCCGCCGGAUAAGAAACUUUCCAAGAACGAAAUACUCCGCAUGGCCAUCCGGUAUAUUCGAUUGCUGUCCAAUGUCCUCGAAUGGCAGAAGAAGCAGGAAGCAAGCGAUCGCUCUCCACUGAAGCAGCGUAGCACUCAACAUAUUCAUCAACAACCGCCGCUGGCCGUGGAACAACAACCCUAUCAGCAGUUGCACUCGAACAACGAAAACCACUUCACGGGUAAUUUUCGAGAAAAUGGCAACAAUCUGCUGAUGAUUGUUUCACCAAGAAGUUUCGCCAAAAGCGCUGCCUCAGUUAGUCGGGCCAUCAAAGCGGAAUCCAAGGCAGAUUCGUGCACGGACAUCGACAAAAUAAGGCUGGUUAACAAGCUGUGUCUUCCUGUCAAAAGUUGCAGAGUUGCAACGAUGGUAUCCGUUGGCUCCGGUGCUGCCAAGAAUCGACGGAAAAUGCCUUCGCAAACAUCGCUGCAUCUUCCGAGUGGAAGUGGCGGCCACUUUCGGGCCGGUUUACACAUUAAAACGGACGUGAUUCUGAUGCCACAAUCGUGUGAUGGAGUGGUGCCUCCUUUGGUUGAGAGUGAAAUUAAACGAGAACGUAACCAACAGGUCAGGCCGUCGGUAGUCAAGGAGUCACAUGACCGCGAACAUUCUAAGGAUAAUGGACCCUUCUCAAAGCGAUCUAUCAAUAAAGAAGUGUAA
This is a messenger RNA of Anopheles cruzii, 1227 nucleotides long. RefSeq lists its product as uncharacterized. Gene Ontology annotation, biological process: regulation of transcription by RNA polymerase II. The record is from RefSeq and is a predicted model, not a curated record. The transcript has 2 exons. Gene Ontology annotation, molecular function: DNA-binding transcription factor activity, RNA polymerase II-specific; protein dimerization activity; RNA polymerase II cis-regulatory region sequence-specific DNA binding. Lineage: Eukaryota; Metazoa; Arthropoda; Insecta; Diptera; Culicidae. The coding region runs from base 1 to 1227 and encodes 408 amino acids.